Molecule: messenger RNA, 2084 nt
Organism: Chanos chanos (milkfish)
Lineage: Eukaryota; Metazoa; Chordata; Actinopteri; Gonorynchiformes; Chanidae
Product: cleavage and polyadenylation specificity factor subunit 7-like
Exons: 9
Coding region: 331-1656 (441 amino acids)
Molecular function (GO): RNA binding
Source: RefSeq, a predicted model, not a curated record
AUGAUUGAUUAAAUAAUCAAAAUAUUUAAGCUGGCGCAUGCACUUACGCGCUAAAACCGAAGUUCCAGCAUACAGCAUGUCCAUGCACGUUCUGUCUCGUUAGCGUAUGGACUUUGACUCACGGUCACAGGGAUGGGCCAUUGCUAAGGUUAGCCUCGCAAGUAAACAUGACAUUUUCAUAACGCUGUUAGCUGCAGUAUCUAAAAAAAGAAAAGAAAGAAAAAGAAAACAUUAUUUUAAAUCGCAUGGUCUUGUUCCUGAAACAACUGCAAGGUGGUACUCUCUCGGUAGUACUGAGUGGUGCCAAAUAGAUUUCUAAAUUAUUUGGGGAUGGCUGUUGCUCCGGCAGCCGAUAGCGGGACCACAGAGCACAUCGACAUCUACGACGACGUCUUCAAUCAGUGCAGUGGGGAGGUGGGGGACUUUCUCGGUACAGCUGAGCCAGAUGAUCUAUAUGACGAUGUGUUGACUGGUUCCGUGGAUCGUGACAGACUGUUGGCAGGCGACAUGCCACUGAAGGACAAGGAUCAGCUGAAAAAUGACAACAAGCCAGCAGUACUGUACACAUACAGAGGAGGGGUGGGAGGGAAAACCAAGCGGUUGGCAGUCUACGUGGGCAACUUCUCUUGGUGGACCUCAGACAAAGACAUUCUUAACAUAACACGUACCCUGGGGGUGAAAGAUAUUGUGGAAAUUAAGUUUGCUGAGAACAGAGCAAAUGGCCAGUCCAGGGGCUUUGCUGAGGUUGUGGUGUCCACAGAGGAAUCUUUGCAGAAGUUACUGGAGACAAUGCCACAAUGUCAGAUAAAUGGAGAACGUAUGGACUGUCGAUUUGCUACUCGCCAGAACCUUGCAGUGUUUGAAGCACAGGCAAAAAAACGUAUUCCUCAGCGUUCUAAUUCAAAGAACGAGUUGUCAGGUUUUGCAGACGGACAUGCUGCAGUCUCAUCCCCUACAAAGCCCCCUCCUCCUGCUCCUCUUAUGCUCUCUCCCCCUGCCCAAACAAACAAACUGCCGUCUCUCCUUCCUCCUUUCUUCAGCCAGCCCCCUCUCUUUCCCCCACCUCCGCCCCCUCUUCCACCUCCCCCUAUGCUACCUCUUUAUCCUCCACCUCCUCCAAGCAUCCCCAGCCACCAACUGCACACUCCCAACCUUCACCUCAACCCUGCCUUCUUUUCCCCACCACAAGAGAGCUGUAGUAGCAGCAGCACAGUUUAUAGUAGGCACAGCAGGGAGAGCGAAGUCUCUACGCCGCCACUGUCCGAGGGCGAGUAUGAGGAGCUGAUAAACAGGAAUAGGACCAUCGCCAGCAGCGCCAUCACUAAAGCCAUUUCAGGAGCCACUGCAGGUGACGUCUCCAUGGCCAUAGAGACCCUUCUCACAGCUAUUGCGGUCAUCAAACAGUCCCGUGUGUACAGUGACAGCUGCUGUCGGAGCCUGGUUUCCUCCCUCAAAGACUGCCUCUUUUCCAUUGAGAGCAAGUCCUAUGGCUCCAGAAAACGGCAUCGCUCCCGUGACAGAGAGCGAGAUCGGGACAGAGACCGGGGGGGCAGUGCGUCACGUCGACAUCGAGAGCGCUCAGCCAGCGCGGAUAAAGACAGAGAGUGGGACCGGGUGCGAGAACGGCACAGAGAACACCGUGAACGGCACCGUUAGGACCCCACUCAUACUGUCAGGAGGGGGCUUUGUCUGCAAAGACUUGGUGGGGUGUGGUGGGGAUAUCAAAAGAGCAAAGAGAAAGGGUUUGGUAAAACCUCCCUUCUACGCGUUGGUCCCACCAUAAAAAAACACCCCCUCUGACUGAAUAAAUUCAGCCAAGAUCACAAAAGUAAUUCAACACAUCUUUCAAUGGACACCUCUCCAUUUUCCAUAGUUGUCUUUUAUCCCAUUGUAGCGAUAUUGUUCAAUAAUUACAUCUCUUCAUAACAAAAAUGGCUGUUAAAGCGCAGUUGCUGGUAACUGCUUACACUCUGUGACGCUACCAUGGUUUAUUUUGUUUACAUGUUAAAUGAUUGUAUGUUUUUGUUUUCUGCUCCCUCAAACCUAUUUUGUAACAAAGACAAAUUAAAAAUGAUGUAACAGGA